UCACACACGUUUGAGUACUCGAAGUGAAAUGUCGACAAAACACGAGCAGUACAGCAACUGCUCAUGUUUUCAAUUUGUCUGCUUUGUUUUGUGCCUGUCUUGCUCUUGGUCCAGUCUUGUUGGAACUGUGAGCAGCUGGUGAAUGUGCUUACUUGAAGGGUGCCAAUACUAGCAAUCGGGAACUCCUGUUUUCAGACUUCACUGCAUGCCGCGCUGCUUGUCCGACUGUAGCUAAGAUCCCGACUACAAAAGUCGGCAUAGAUUGCGAAAACAGCCUAGUCCCGUUGGAAUCAGUUUCGUAUUCCUCGACCAAGCUUUCACCUCGCUGUAGCUGCUGUGCAGGUUCUACCAAUCGCUGGGUACCGCUGAGUUGCAAACAAUGGCAUUGCCUAGACUGAUUGAACUGGUCCUCUUAGUGUCCCUGUGGGCUGCAGUGGCAAAUGGAGUCAACCUCCUUCCUUCCUUUGUCGGGAAGGCCGAUCCGUCAUGUAACCCUGGGUAUUACUAUUUCACACCUGUGCCUAAUUUCCCUGGAGACCCAGGUUGCCGAGAUUUGGAUGAAUGCACCAGCAUCAGCAGGACUCCCUACUGUAAUAUACUACAGGAGUGCUAUAAUACCAUAGGAAGCUAUACGUGUUAUUAUCCAGCUCGUGUGUUUCCAAGCAGGUACUCGCGCGAUGGUCUCAAUAUUACAAAGGUGGCCCAUACUGCGAACACUGCACCGAAGUUCAGAUUCCAGUGCAAGGCGGAAUACUAUUCAUACUGCACGCCAGGCGCUACCUGCGUGGCUGACGAUGGACUUUUGCCAUACGGGAGACUGUGGAGUGGAGGACAUCGGUUCUACAAUCUUCCAGAAUGCCGGCAAUUGCAGGCCAGUAAUUGUGCAGGAGUUACAAGUUAUUACAGCCAGACACCCAGUACACACGCUGGCGCUCAGAAAGCAUGCAGACGGCUCAAUAUGCGACUAGCAACUGCGUCCUUCACCAGAAUACAGUUUACCGAUGAGGCCAGUCAGUGCCUGGGCAAUGCGCUCUCCAAUCCUAUAUGGAUUGAUAAGAGCUAUGUUGCGCAGUUCAGCAAUUCUCCAAGCCACUUCUGGCCUGUGCCGCUUCGCCACGUCCAACAACGCUCCGUGAAUGGUAUUCUUUGUUUGCCAGAUUUAUAUCAAUACAUUGUGAACCGCAAAGUUCUCAAGCUAGGACCCCAUGCAAUUUACACAUGCCACGGAGGCAGAAAGCUCUACUACAUUGCUAGCGACGGAGGUCGCAAUUUUACAGAAGCCGUCCACGCUUGCCAGGAGAGGGCUUACCAGUUGCCUGCUGGCAUAAUGAAAGGCUGCAUGAUACACUUUGCAGAAAGGCUAGGGUUUUCCGUCUCAGCCGGAGAGGGAACUGCUUGGAUUGGGGUAUUAGAUACUCCUAACACAGCGUACGCCACAAGUGGGUAUACUUACUUCUUCCAUGUGAGACAACGCCUGACCAUCUGUGCUACGUACUGAGUGGCAGCCGUCAUGCACAAGUGUUGCCUGUGGCCGGUCCUGGGCUGCUGCUGCACACUACUACCAUACAGUGGCAUUACAAGACCGCCGGUGACUCUUCCCGUACAAGAGCCAGCUGCAGAUCCGAAUAUUGCCAACACACACGUGCCCCACAUUCUCUCUGACAGCUUUGGUCAUCGCGGCUAUUAGAGUCAUUGUAUUACUCCAAUCCUCAAUCAGUCUUGAGCUGGCCCCAGAUCGUACUGAAUCAGGUUGCAUUAUUUUAACUGGGAUUUGGAGGGAUAUCAACAUACUUUCUACACAUUGAUAUCAUAGGUGAUAAUGGCUUCUUCCUCAAGUUGUCCAUUUGUUCUAUUUUUAUCUGAUUAUAGUUGCCAGUAUGAGUUUGAGUUUUGCCAGAGCCAGUUACUGUUUAUUGACAUGCACAACACCGAUGCAAGAUUGAAAGUAACGUUCGUUAUCGAGCAGUGUUGUCCACCAUGUUGAGACUCACGGCACGCUCUGUGCUGU
Sycon ciliatum is the source of this 2008-nucleotide messenger RNA. RefSeq lists its product as uncharacterized. Gene Ontology annotation, molecular function: calcium ion binding. NCBI's taxonomy places the organism in Eukaryota, Metazoa, Porifera, Calcarea, Leucosolenida, Sycettidae. Bases 380 to 1498 code for a protein of 372 amino acids. The transcript is spliced from 10 exons. The record is from RefSeq and is a predicted model, not a curated record.